Messenger RNA from Microcebus murinus (gray mouse lemur), 2651 nucleotides. Its product is annotated as C-type lectin domain family 18 member A. Lineage: Eukaryota; Metazoa; Chordata; Mammalia; Primates; Cheirogaleidae. The record is from RefSeq and is a predicted model, not a curated record.
UCCAAGGAGUCGACACCCAGCUCUGAGAGGUGCUGGCCCAGGGUCUGCAGUCACGCCAACUCCAGAGGACAGAAGCAGUUGGUUUGAGAGCCCAGUCUGACUCCUCGAUAUUGUGAAUAGCUCCGUCCAGCCUGGGAAGCGAGCUGGACGGCUGAGCCAGGCUGUGCCCGGAGCGCCCGACCGGCCCAUGCUGUGGCUGGAGCCCUCCCCCGGGCUGGGGGGCCUCCUGCCUGUGCUCCUGGCUCUCCUUGGCAUCGCCCGGGCGGAGGUGUGGAUGCCCCACCCGCAGGAGCAGGCUCCAGUGCCCGGAGCCUUGAGCAGGAAGGAGAGUUUCUUGCUACUCUCGCUGCACAACCGCCUGCGCAGCCGGGUUCACCCGCCCGCGGCCAACAUGCAGAGAAUGGACUGGAGCGAGAGCUUGGCCCGACUGGCUCAAGCCAGGGCAGCCCUCUGUGGCACCCCAGGCCCCAGCCCGGCAUCUGCCCUCCAUGUGGGCUGGAACGAGCAGCUGCAGCCAGCAGGCUUGGCAUCCUUUGCCGAAGUGGUCAGCCUGUGGUUCGCAGAGGGGCAGCGGUAUAGCCACGCCGCAGCCGAGUGUGCCCACAAUGCCACCUGUGCCCGCUACACUCAGCUCGUGUGGGCCACCUCGAGCCAGCUGGGCUGUGGGCGGCAUCUGUGCUCCAUGGGCCAGGCAGCCGUGGAAGCCUUUGUCUGUGCCUACUCCCCUGGCGGCAACUGGGAGGUCAACGGGAAAACAAUCGUCCCCUAUAAGAAGGGCGCCUGGUGUUCUCUCUGCACAGCCAGCGUCUCGGGCUGCUUCAAAGCCUGGGACCACGCAGGGGGGCUCUGUGAGGUCCCCAGGAACCCGUGUCGCAUGAGCUGCCGGAACCACGGACAUCUAAAUGUCAGCACCUGCCACUGCCACUGUCCCCCGGGCUACACAGGCAGAUACUGCCAAGUGCGGUGCAGCGUGCAGUGCGUGCACGGCCGGUUCCGGGAGGAGGAGUGCUCCUGCGUCUGCGACGUGGGCUAUGGGGGAGCCCAGUGUGCCACCAAGGUACACUUUCCCUUCCACACCUGCGACCUGAGGAUCGACGGAGACUGCUUCAUGGUGUCUUCAGAGGCGGACACCUACUAUGGAGCCAAGCUGAAAUGCCAGAGAAAAGGUGGACUGCUGGCCCAGAUUGAGAGCCAGAAAGUGCAGGACAUCCUCGCCUUCUACCUGGGCCGUCUGGAGACCACCAAUGAGGUGACCGACAGUGACUUCGAGACCAGGAACUUUUGGAUUGGGCUCACCUACAAGACUGCCAAGGACUCCUUCCGCUGGACCACUGGGGAGCACCAGGCCUUUACGAGUUUUGCCUUCGGGCAGCCUGACAACCAGGGGUUCGGCAACUGUGUGGAGCUGCAGGCAUCUGCCGCCUUCAACUGGAAUGACCAGCGCUGUAAAACCCGGAACCGUUACAUCUGCCAGUUUGCUCAGGAGCACAUUUCCCGGUGGGACCCAGGGCCCUGAGGCCUGGCCAGGCAGCUCCCCUGCCAGCCCCUGGGUGCACCUGCUCUGCUUGCCCAGCUGCCCACCUGUCUGGAACAAGGGCCAGGCUGGGACCACAUGCCAGGAGUCCGAAGAGGCCUCAGACUUGCGUGAUGCAAGAAGUUGGGCAGAGGGUGGCAGGGAGGCCAGCAAGGGAUGGAGAGGGAGUGCUAGAAGAGCCCAGAGCCCCUUAGCCUACUUUUGAUCGGGAAGAUGGGCUUCGAUUAGACGCCAAAGCAGAAGCCAGGGCCAGCGGUCAGAAGAGACAGCUCUCCCCCUUCCUGGCCAGAUGCAGUCCACAAAGGAGUAAACUAAGUUAUGAAUAACCUGGACUUGUGAAUGAAAUGCUUGUUUCAAAGGGGAAUUUAGGUGACUCAGGAUGAUCCUGGGAAGACCAGAGGGGACCUGAGGCUUCACUGCGGUUGCCCUUACCCACCUUGUCCCUUUCCUGGUCACCCUCUGGACGUUUUCAGGCUCCCCAGUAAGGUGGAAGACCAGACUGUCUGCCUCAGUGAGGGGUCUUUUUUCCAUCAGUUUCCAUGGCUGGGCCCCAGGUAGGCAUUGCAGACACUGCUCUGAACGUCUGGGAAGUGGCAUGUGUCUCGUCUUCAUGGGCUGGUGGCACAGUCAGAAACUGAAGAGUCCCACUCCCGUGCCUAUCCUCAAAUAUCAUGGCUGAACUUACAUGUGUCAGACACAUAAUAAACAUUUAGCUCACUGAAACCCUCCCACUUCCUCAUUGACAAGGAAUACUACCCCCAUUUUACAGUUGAAGCAGUGGAGGCACAGAGAGGUUGAGUAAUUUGCCCAAGAUCACACAGCUGGGAAUCACACCCAGUCACUCUAUCGUUUAAUCUUUCCAUUUUCUUUUGUUGGUUCAGCCUGUUCAAUCAGGGACCUACAGGAAGUCUUUGUGCCCCGAUUAGAGCGUGGGCACACGCGGGGUGUCCACAGAUGCCCCCUACUAUCUCCACCACCUGCAAAGGAAGGAGCCAGACACUUGUGGCAGGGGUGAGCCCCAGGCCCCUGCUUCAGGUAUUUGCCCAAGGUCACCUGCGAGGAGGACCCGGCCUCAGGCUUCUGGGCUGGUUCGCUCACUCAACCCCAUCCCCGCGGC